AUGGUACCCCGCAUCUUUUUUAUCACCGGCACCUCCACCGGCUUUGGCGAGGAGCUCGUCAAAGUCGUCCUCAAAAGUGGUGACUACGUCGUCGCCACUGCUCGCAAUAGCUCGAAGUUGGCCUUCGACGGUGCCAACGACUCCAACAGCCUACUAGUCGAUCUCGAUGUCACAGACAAGGAAUCCAUCGACAGAGCCUUUGACGCUACUAUCAAGAAGUUUAAGCGCGUUGAUGUUGUAGUCAACAACGCUGGCUUUGGACUAAAUGGGCCUUUUGAGACUCUGUCAGAGAAGCAAAUUAGGCAGCAGAUGGAGGUCAACUUCUUCGGGCUUAUUGAUGUGACAAGGAAGGCGAUGGAGACGAUGCGCGACUUGGGGACGGGGGGUGUCAUCCAGCAAGUGACUUCAGUUGGCGGUCAGGUCGGCGUUCCUAGCUAUUCCGUCUACUGUGCCAGUAAAUGGGCAGUCGAGGGCUUUACCGAAGCCAUCUCCAAGGAGGUAAAGCCCGAAUGGGGAAUUAAGUUCACCUGUAUCGAGCCUGGCGGCUUCCGAACGGACUGGGCGGGCCGUAGCAUGGACUUCGGCGAAGUUUCAAACCCAGCAUACGACCAUAUUAAUGCACGGGAAAAUGCACAACGCCGCCAUCAUACGCAAGCUGGUGAUCCAGCCAAGGCUGCAAAGGUCUUCUAUGACUUGGCUGUAAUGGAUGAACCACCGAUUCGAUGUGCAGUUGGCACCGAUGCGUAUACGCUGAUCAACAAAAAGCUCGAGUCUUACAACGAGAGCGUAAAGAAGUUCGAGAAGUGGAGUAACAGCACCGAUGUAGAAGGAUACCAGGCGCCGAGCUAG
This is a messenger RNA of Cucurbitaria berberidis CBS 394.84, 849 nucleotides long. RefSeq names its product NAD(P)-binding protein. Gene Ontology annotation, molecular function: oxidoreductase activity. The record is from RefSeq and is a predicted model, not a curated record. Bases 1 to 849 code for a protein of 282 amino acids. The transcript is spliced from 2 exons. NCBI's taxonomy places the organism in Eukaryota, Fungi, Ascomycota, Dothideomycetes, Pleosporales, Cucurbitariaceae.